AUGACAUCUUCAAUACGUUUGUAUGAGCGUUUGGACCUAAUUCCACAGGAUCCCAAGGAUCCAGAGAGUCUAGAUGACCUCAUAGUUUGCGCAUUUGGGGCUUUCGAAAGGUACUAUGUCUGCUGGAGAAAUAAAGCUGGCGAAUACAGACAAGGUAGAUCAACCCUCAUGUACACGAAAUGUCGCAUGAUUAACCAGUUCGUAGAUGGCUAUGACCUCCCCCCUGCUCUACAAGAAUGGCUUUGGCCACAAGACAAUACAACGCGUGACUUCGCUUCAUUACAAGUAGUGUUCGGUCGCGGAGAUGAAUAUUUUGCUUCUGAUAAGAAUGGGAAACUGGAAUAUAAAGAGCCCGAGAAGAAAUCGCCAGAAACUACCGAAGAUAAACCAGGAUUGCGCAGAACAAGAACAAUGUCUCUAUUCAGAGCGGCCCCAGACACUACCACGAAGCCAUCCGCUGCCACUGUAGAUGAUGCAUCGCCUGACAGAAGGUCGUCAGCCACUUCGCAAUCUGAGUCUCGGCCGCCGAGCAUGUCGUUUUCCACUAGGUCCAUGUCAGACUCAUCCUUUAUCUCGCAUCCAAGCUCGCGAUCACCCAGCAUAUCAUCCAUGGCGUCCACUGUAGAAACCCUGGCCACAAUACCCUCCCGCCCAACAUCGGAUGCAGACUUGAAACCUCUCGAACCGAAAUCAUUCGUAUCAGCAGAAGAUCCGCUCGCGGCAACAACUGCACUGCGGCUUAAACGGAGGUCCCGUCCUUUGAGCAUGUCCUUCAAACCGUCCACAACCCCUCGGAUAGCAGAGGGAAGAACACUUUCUUCGGAAACUGCCGCGACAUCACUGACGCCAGAAACGUUUCUCCAGGCAAACUUACCUGUAACAUCUGCUCACUGCACAUGCGGAUGCCACGCCAACCCUCAGCCGGUAGUGUCUCGACCAACACCGCCGUCAUAUGCCAACGCCUCUGUGCAAACUUCGCCAAUUCCCUCUCCGAUGCACACCGUUGCUUCCACUAUUCAACCAUACAGCAACUACGCUUCUGCUACACAAGAUACCGAUGAAAUAGAAGAGAACUAUUAUGAUGCGCCGGUCGCGAAUCCGUUUCCUAUGGGUAGCAUGAUGGCAUUCUUCAGCAAGCCAGGAUAUCAGCUUGGCGAUAGCUUACGAAGGAGUUAUGAAGAUGAGUACGACGAUUCACAGUACGAGUACGACGAUGGUUAUGAGAGAACCUAUGUGCGGAGCUACGAUAAUGACUGGGCUGCUUGGGAGGCUGCCAAUGGAAGAUUCUGA
Molecule: messenger RNA, 1290 nt
Organism: Periconia digitata
Lineage: Eukaryota; Fungi; Ascomycota; Dothideomycetes; Pleosporales; Periconiaceae
Source: the annotation of a GenBank genome assembly